CUUCACUUCAUAGUAUUUCUCCGUUCUUGACUAGGUGACUCGCACAGACUCUCCCUCCAAGGUUGCUGACUCGUUGGUCAUCCACGAUCACUUCCACCUCACCUGCUCCCCUUCAGCUGCAGCCCUGUACAUACGCAUUCCAUCCUCUACCCCACUCUCACCCCUCCUUUUACACUGUCCCGCAACCAGCAAGAUGGUCCUCGACUACAGCAAAUGGGACGCCCUGGAGCUCUCCGACGACUCCGAUAUUGAAGUGCACCCCAAUGUCGACAAGCGGUCGUUCAUCCGGGCCAAACAGGCUCAAAUCCACCAGCAACGUGUGCAGCGCCGCCACGAGAUCGACACCCUGAAGUACGAGCGCAUUGUCAACGAUGGCCUCCUCUCCCGCAUCGAUAAGCUUCUCACGUCCCUGAAGGAGAACGAAGGCUCCAAGACUGCCGACGAGGUCAUCUUCCACAAUCUCAUGGAAUCCGCCGCGAACCCGGCCCAGGACCAGGCCCCCGCGGCUCCGGAGGGUGUCCACACACAGGAGAAGGAGCAGCCCAAGUACUCACACAUGAUGAGCGCUUUGGUCGACCAAGUCAAGAAGGAGAUGGGCGAAGUCAGCACCGAGAACGUCUACCAGGGAUACCUUAAUGGUGUGCAGGAACACAAGGGCAAGGUGCAAGACCUGCAGAAGGAGCUGCACCAGAGACUCGCUCAACUUGAAAAGGAAGAGGGCAGCAAAAUCACAAGCGAUCAGCUGCACGAAGGCUUCAACACUUCUCACGUUGCCAAGGCAGACGCGACCCAGAGCAAGGCAGCUUCAGGGCAGACGUCAACGGUCGAGCUCCUGAACCCCGGAGCGGGUUCAUCCCAACCUGCCGCCGCCGCCGCCGAUGACGACGAGGAGGAGGAUCCGGAGGACAUCAAGGCCAGCGACCUUGCCAAGCGCUUUGCGAAGAUCAACCGCAGCGACUAUCGCAGUCUGCUCCAGUUCAUCUCCGCGAACCCGACGAUUGUUGCCGAGAAGGAAACGGACGGUCUACUGGUCGAGGCGUUCAACAGCCAGAUGGAAGGAAAGGACGACUACGCUCGCCAGUGUGUCCACCACGGUCUGUUACUGCAGUACUGCCGCUCUCUCGGCCGCGACGGCAUCUCGCUUUUCUUCAAGCGUAUCACGACGGCGGACCACCAGGCGGGAACCCUUUUCAGAAACGACGUCAACCAAACCUACAACAAAAUCAAGACCCGUGCUGCGGAAAUCGCGAAGGAUAGCUCUGCGUCCAACGACCCGGCCGGAGUGGAGCAGAUCCAGCUGCAUGCGGUUGACCCCAACACCAAGAUCACCAUCAACCUUCCCUCUGCGGAGAGCAGCGAACCCAUUGAGAUUGAGGCGCGCAAGAUCUACGACUCCUUCUCCAAGGACUUGCAGAAGGCACUGGCCUCGGAGUCCCUGGACGAGGUCAACAAGGUUCUCGGGAAGAUGAGCGUGGAGGAAGCGGAAGAUGUCGUCGAGAAGCUUGGCGAGAGUGGGAUGCUGAGCCUUGAGGAGGGCAUCGUUGACGCGACCACGGAAGAAGGCCGUAAGAAGCUGGAGGAGAUCGAGGCGGAGAAUAAGAGGGAAAGAGAGGCGGCACUGGAAGAGGUUGGAGAGCCCGGAGGUGAUGUCACUGAGCUGGACUAAGGACAUGUAUAAUUGGAUAUGCAUAAUCUGAAUGACUGUAGCAUGUAUUGUUUGAGAGCGACUCUACCUUACUAUUGGUUCGGCGUGUCCCAAAAUUGCUAUUAAUAGUGCUAUUCAUGCGCCCAUUUGCAGGGUUUAAUGUGUCACUGUUUGUUCCUUGUAACAUGUACAUAUUUUACCCACUUGAUCUUGCGACAGCUUGACCAGGGAUUGCCCUUUGUUUAGGUAUAGUAGGACGUGUCAGAAGAAGCGAUUAAAAGGUUCCAAUGUGCAUGUAAUCUACCUAGGUCAAGGGAAAUAAGCAAGAUAAAAAGACAUGCGUUUAAGAAUUGAAUAAAGACACAUGUGUGGGGAAAUAAGCCAUUAGCUCAUGGAC
Molecule: messenger RNA, 2042 nt
Organism: Aspergillus heteromorphus CBS 117.55
Lineage: Eukaryota; Fungi; Ascomycota; Eurotiomycetes; Eurotiales; Aspergillaceae
Product: Hsp90 co-chaperone CDC37
Exons: 2
Coding region: 194-1666 (490 amino acids)
Biological process (GO): protein folding; protein stabilization
Cellular component (GO): cytoplasm
Molecular function (GO): heat shock protein binding; protein kinase binding; protein-folding chaperone binding
Source: RefSeq, a predicted model, not a curated record